UUCUGCUUCUGCUGCUGCUGCUGUUUUUACCUCUGCUUCUGGCCCGAUCUCGAAUUCAUUUCAUUCCCGCAUUCGACGCGGUCGCGAAUAGUUUGGAUUUGGCUUUUGGAUAUAGUUUUGCUUUGACGCCGCGGUAUGCGCUGAACUGAACUGAAAUUAAGUAAAUUGAAGUGAAGUGAAGAGACUGCGACUGUGAUUGUGACUCGCGACUGUGACAGUGAGAUGAAGCCGUAGAUGAAGCCAAAGGCAACGCUGAUAAAAGCAAAUUGGAGAGAUACAAAAAGCGCAACAACUAAAGACCAAAAGACGUGAGCUUUGAGCGCCACAUAAGUGCAGAGUACUACAUAUAGAGCUGUCUGAGUGCGCGUGUGUGCGUGUGUGUGUGUGUGUGAGUGUCAACGUCAUUUGAGAUGACUGCCAAAGAUACGGGCCAUGUGAACGGCGCCUUUAAUGGCGCUGAUGUGUCGGUGGACAUACCCACGAAUACGCUGUACCACACAUCGCGCGACUGCAUCGUCCAGCAGGAGGAGGAGCCGGUGAUGUCCGGCUGGAAGGACUGCUGCCGCAGCACCUGGGCGAACAUCUUUCGCCGCAAGACGCUGGAGAAACGCUUCCCCAUACUCGUCUGGCUGCCGCAGUACAAAAAGGACUACAUCUUCGGCGACAUUGUGGCCGGCAUCUCGGUGGCCCUGACUGUGAUACCGCAGGCUCUGGCCUACGCCGGCAUAGCCGGACUCGAUCUGCAGUAUGGACUGUACGCGUGCUUUCUGGGCUGCUUCAUUUACAUCUUCAUUGGCUCCAGCAAGGAUGUGCCCAUUGGGCCGACGGCCAUUUCGGCGCUGCUCUCGUUCCAAAUAGCCGGCGGCAGCUGGCAGAUGGCCACGCUGCUGACCUUCCUCACCGGCCUCAUCGAGAUACUGAUGGGCAUCUUCCGGCUGGGCUUCCUCAUUGACUUUGUGUCGGGGCCGGUGGGCGCCGGAUUUACCAGCGCCGUCUCGCUGAUCAUCUUCAGCUCACAGAUGAAGGACCUGCUGGGCAUACGCACCAGCGGCAACACCUUCCUCCAGGUGUGGAUCAGCAUCAUCAACGACAUACAGAACAUCAGCUGGCCGGACUUCGGACUGGGCAUCACCUGCAUCGUUCUCCUGCUCAGCCUGCGCGCCCUGGCCAGCUGCAGCGUGGGACCCAAGCAGGGCAAGUCCACCUGCCAGCAGCUCCUCACGGGCAUCUUCUGGACGGUGGGCACGGCGCGCAAUGCGCUGCUGGUCUGUGCCACCGCCGCGCUGGGCUACUGGCUGUCCAUCAGCGGCAACGAGCAGCUGGUGCGCACCGUUGGCUUUGUGCCCAAAGGACUGCCCCAGUUCCAGUCGCCGCCCUUCCACAUGGACGCGGUGGUCAACGAGACGACGGGGGAGGUGCUGCAGGAGGCGCAAACCUUCUGGGAUAUGGUCGGCACACUGGGCUCCGGCCUCAUAGUGGUGCCCAUGAUUGCCCUGCUGGAGACAAUGGCCGUGGUGCAGGCCUUUGCCGAUGGCAAGCCAACGGAUGCUACCCAAGAGCUGAUUGCCUCCGGCAUUUGCAAUGUGGCCAACUCCUUCGUGCAGGGCCUGCGCAGCAAUGGUGGCGUGGCACGCGGCGCCAUUCUGAAUGCGAGUGGCGUGCGCACGCAGUUAUCCAAUUUGUAUACGAGCGUCAUCGUCAUCAUUGCGCUGCUCUACCUCACGCCCUGCUUCUACUACAUACCCAAGGCGGCCCUCGCGGCCAUCAUCAUUGCCGCAGUGCUCUUCAUGGUCCAGUAUCGUGUCAUCAAGCCCAUGUGGCACAGCAAGAAAACGGAUUUGAUACCCGGCCUGGGCGCAUUCUUUGCCUGCCUGGUCAUGCCGCUGCAGCUGGGCAUUCUGGUGGGCAUUGGCAUUAAUGUGAUCUUCAUUCUAUACCAAGCGGCACGACCCAAGCUGCGCAUCGAAACACUCAGCACGCCGAAUGGUCAGCGUUAUUUGAUGCUCACGCCGGAUCGCUGCCUCAUCUUUCCCUCGAUGGAGUUUGUGCGCAAAGUGAUCAAUAAGCAGGGCGUCAAGUCGACGCUGCCCGUCGUCAUCGACUGCACGCACAUUUAUGGAGCGGACUUUACGGCUGCGAAGGUGAUAUCGACGAUGGUCAUGGAUUUCGCACAGCGCCAGCAGCCGCUGUUCUUUUACAAUCUGCAGCCGCGUGUGGCGCAGGUAUUCGAGGGCCUCAACAAAGAUCUGGUGGCUAUAUACGAUAUUAGCCAGCUGCAUGCCAAGCUGGGCGACAAGACGACCUAACCUCGUUUAAUGAUAGAUUAAUUUAAGUCUCUUUUAUUUAUUUCAACACACACACACACAAACACACAUAUACCUAAACACUCGCUCAAAACUCAGCUAGAUCAAUUUGAAUGGUUUGGCGAGGCCAGCGACUAGUUUCAUUCAAAGAAAACAAAAAGCAAACAUUCAAACUAAAAUGAAAAGAUCGAAAGAAGCCCACGCAACGUUACCAACGAUCAUUACCACCAACAACGACGACAACAACGACAACAACUACAACAGCAAAACAGUCCAGCCAAAUAGUCAAAUAUUAUUUUCCGUAAAUUUAAUUAGCAUUUAAGUUGAAGCAAUCUUCCAUUAUUUAUUCGUUGGUGAAUGAUUUGAUUUCAUAUUUGGCCAAAUGCUGAUCAAAAUAACUUUGCACCUCAUUGUUGUCUAUCAGAUUGCUACGCAUAGUAUUAUAAAUUUAUAUAACUAUUAUAAAUAUAUAUACAUAAAUAAAAAGCAUUAACUGCUGACUAGUACUUAAAUAAAAAGGCUAUAAAAAUUAUGCGCUCA
Messenger RNA from Drosophila mojavensis, 2843 nucleotides. Its product is annotated as sodium-independent sulfate anion transporter. The record is from RefSeq and is a predicted model, not a curated record. Gene Ontology annotation, molecular function: sulfate transmembrane transporter activity. The transcript has 4 exons. Bases 411 to 2306 code for a protein of 631 amino acids. NCBI's taxonomy places the organism in Eukaryota, Metazoa, Arthropoda, Insecta, Diptera, Drosophilidae. Gene Ontology annotation, cellular component: membrane. Gene Ontology annotation, biological process: transmembrane transport.